AUGCCCUGGAAGGCGCUGGAGACCCUGAGAUUUCCCUUGAGGGCCCCUGGGAUUGCCGCUGUUCGUGGGAUAGCCCCUGUGGGAGCCAGCGCCCCUGGCAGGGCCGCUGGAUGCACCACCGUCCCUGGGAUAGCGAUUCGGGGCGCCACCGCCCCUGGGAGUGCCUCUGGGAACGCCGGUGUCCCUAGGAGAGCCCCUGGUAGCCCUGCCGUCCCUGGAGAGGCUCCUGGGAGCCUCACGGUCCCUGAAAAACCCCUGGAAGCGCCACCGUUCCUGGGAAAACCCCUGGGAGCUCUACUGUCUCUGGCAUGGCCCCUGGAAGCAACACUGUCCCAGGGAGAGCCCUUGGGGGUGCCUAUAUCCCUUGGAGGACCCCUGGGUGCGCCGCAGUCCCUGGCAUUGCCCUUGAGGGUCCCACCGCAACUGAGAGGGCCCCUGGAAGCGUCGCUCUUCCUGGAAGAGCUCCUAGGGCCGCCACCGGGUCUGGGAGGGCCCUUCAAAGCCCCAAUGCCACUGAAAGGGCUCCUUGAAGCACCGCUGUCCCUGAGAGAGCCCCUGGGAGCGCCAGAGCCCCUGGCAGGGUCCCAGGAAGCAACGCAGUACCUGGGAGGGCCCAAGGGAGCGCCACAACCAAUGGCAGGGUCCCUGGGUGCACUACCGUCUCUGGGAGGCCCCUGGGGGGCUGAUAUCCCUGGGAGUGCCUCUGGGAGCGCCGUUUUCCCUGGGAGAGCGCCUGGGGGAGCCUGUGGCCAUGGGAGUGCCCCUGGGGGCGCCGCCGUCCCUGGGAGGGCCCUUGAGAGCGCCGCUGCCCCUACAAGCGCCGCUAUCUCUGGGAUGGCCCCUGGGGGUGCCACCACACCUGAGAUGGCCCCUGCGAGAGCCCCUGGGGGCGUUCCUUUCACUGAGAGAGCCCGUGGGGCGCCACCGUCUCUAGGAGAGACCUUGGAGGCGCCAGCACCUCUAGCAGAGCCCCUGGGGCGCCAGCCCCCCUAG
Homarus americanus (American lobster) is the source of this 993-nucleotide messenger RNA. RefSeq names its product skin secretory protein xP2-like. The record is from RefSeq and is a predicted model, not a curated record. Bases 1 to 993 code for a protein of 330 amino acids. Lineage: Eukaryota; Metazoa; Arthropoda; Malacostraca; Decapoda; Nephropidae. The transcript has a single exon.